Molecule: messenger RNA, 4118 nt
Organism: Toxorhynchites rutilus septentrionalis
Lineage: Eukaryota; Metazoa; Arthropoda; Insecta; Diptera; Culicidae
Exons: 8
Coding region: 473-2206 (577 amino acids)
Biological process (GO): cobalamin transport
Molecular function (GO): cobalamin binding
Source: RefSeq, a predicted model, not a curated record
CACGAGGAAAACGAAUAAUCACCUUUUCAACGUCAUUAGUUUCACGGAAACGUCUCUGGAAGGAAUAAGGCUGACAUACACAAUAAUCCCUUCAACUGGAAGUAUAAAGGAGCGGCGAAAGGCGACUGGCUGUUGUUUUCGGUUGAAUAAUUAUGCCUUUAUUGGGAGAUGUAAUACAACUGUGAACAGUGAGUGCAGUAGCCUAUAGUGAUAAUAGUUCAGAGAAAUAUCAUUGACGGCUAUUUUAACGAUGUGGCUAACAGUGGAAUCAAUUGGUGAGGGUGUACAACAAACUUUAGUUUGAAUGAUACAAUUUGUUAUAAGUAAUACCCAAGAGGAAUAAAGAUCUUGCGUAGUGCUUAGUAUUGUAAGCUACAACGAUAAACGGUUCGGAACGUGUACCACAAGUGUUCCGUAUCUGGAAUUGAUUUGGAAUAACAUUUUUAAGUCCAACACACAACAACAGACCAACAUGACUCAAAGGAUGAAGCUCAACAUAUUCCUAAACAUAGUAUUUCUUCUCCUGACCAAAUCGCUUGGAGAAAACACAACAACGAUAACCGCCUCGACUGCACAGAGUUUGCCUGAAGUCACCACAACAUCUACAACACAACAAUUACCAACGACGACUCACCCGCAGCAGCAGCAAAUUAUCACCUCGACGACAUCUCCUUUCAACUACACCCAAGAUAUACAAGCCUCUUCAAUCGGAACUUCAUCGACAUCGACAGUGGCCCCAAUUGUGGGUUCUACGCCACUGUCAUCGAUUCCCUCGUACAUAUCGAACACAUUGAGUAUAUCACAAAUGCCAACUUUUCCAUCGUCGCCAAUGACGACAAAACAGGAUUCAAUAGAACCGCUUCCUGUAGAAGUCGAAAUCGGUCCAGGUGGGCCUGACCAGAAAGAAAGCCUUGGUAUCCAAAAAGCAAUUGACUGGUUACGAGAGAAACGACUGCCAGACUACAGUUGGGGCAAUGAUACGCACAUGGUGAUACUAGCUAAAGAGUUAUCAGGAGCUCGUGACCCGACAGAAAAUGAUAAUCACCUCCAAGAAAUAUCGGAUUUGGAAGACAUGCUGUCAGUAAAACAAAUGGAAAUUGAAGUGCUAACGAUGGUGGACCGGCAUCACUCGAUGCCGAAGCCUGUUAACACAGAUCGUAUCGCUAAAUAUAUUCUAGCCAUGGGGGCCCUUUGUAAAGACUCUCGUCAUUUCUAUGGUCAUGAUUUGGUGGCCAUAUUGGAGCAUCACGAGCACGACCAAGGACAGGAAUAUGAAUUUGCGCUAACCGCCCUGGCUGUCUGUAGUUCGGCAACUCAUGUGCGGAAAAGGCAAAUUCGGCGACUGCUAGACAUUGCUAGCGGAGAGGUUAAUAACGUGGAUACAAUAGCCAUGGUUUUGUUGGCACUGAGAUGUAUCGUUACCGAUCAUCGACACCGACAUCUACAACAUUUCGUACGCAGACCUGCACGGGGUUUGGCUACUCUACAAGGACCCCAAGGAAGUUUCGGCUCAUUACGGAGUACCGCUCUAGCAAUGCAAGCCCUACAGGAUCUUGAGCCGGAUCCAGCCGGUAAGUGGGAUCGAACUGCAGCUUCCGAGUGGCUUCUAUCGAAGCAACAGCCCGAUGGUGGUUGGACCGAAGAACCAGUACAAGACGGUCAAGAACCAACAUUUGGUGUAGGAUUAACUGCAGAUAUAAUUCUUGCCAUAGGAUGGAAAGGAUUGGGAGCAGUACGUGCGUUGCAAUGUGAUCACGUGAUACGAGAAUCGAAUGACAAUGCUUAUGAAAACGGCGAACCAAAACUGGCAGCACCGGUUGGUUUAAUAUCAUCCGUUGAAGAAGCUGAACCGCGGAAUGUAACUUACACUUACACAUUAUGGGUCGGAACGAAUGAGACAGAAGAAUAUUCGCUGGAUUUAACCUCACCGAAGAAUACUACCUUUUUCCGAGCGAUGAAACAAGCGGCUGAGAUAGACUCGAGGUUCUCGUUCGAAGCACGUGAAUGGCCCAACGGACACUAUGUGCACACUCUCGCGGGCAUGAAAGAAGAGCCUAAAAGCUACCACUACUGGCUGCUAUACCGAUUACCAGAAAAGCCUGAUACGAAGAAUCCCCCCGGUAAUCAAUUGAUAGCACCUCUAGGUGUUGAUGAGCUUCUUGUAGAGGAUGGCGAACACUAUCUCUACUGGUAUAAAAAACUUUAAAACAAUCUUCAAUUCAUGUUGGAGUUUGAUGAUUCAGCGUACAGGAUUAUGCGGGGUAUUUAUUAUAAUAAACAUCAACCUGUGGAAAAAGCAAAGGUGGUUUUAUUUGUAAAAAAAGGUAACUGUGCAGGAGAAUGGCAUAGUAUCCUGAUUGAGGAAGGUAAAAUAAACAAUGGUGUUAGGGAACAUAAAGUGAUGACAAAAGCGCGACCGAUGAAAGAAUGAAUGAAAAGCGAUGAGAAAAAACAACAUUAGCAAAGAGUGUCUAGUAGACAACAAAUAAUAAGCCGUAAGCACCUGCUUAUUAUCUUCAUAGUAGAAAAUAAAAAGGAGCAACAUUCAAAUAUGAAAUGGAAGCAGCAAGCUAUCAACUUAUUCAAUAAGCUACUAUUAAUUCAAAAAAAUGCGACAAUUUGUAUUUCAUUAUGGUGAAGUUCAAAGGCAUAAUGUGUUUUAUUCUUUUUUACACUAUACAAAGAUAUAAAAAAAUAUUUUCCGCUCAACAUAAGAUUCAAUUCAUGUACUUAUUUUGCUGUGGAAUAAUCUCAAUCAGCAUGAUAACAGUUCAAAUUGCUCAACCUUUGCUUACAUCAAGGAUUCAUAGCACCAAAUUAAUUAUUGCUUGAUAUAAAAUAAGAGUCAAUAUAAAUAAUCAACUGGUUAUAUAGACUAAAGUGACAUACAGCUUCCGGCAAUGAGAUUAAUCGUAUUCAAAAAUUUUAAUCGACCAAUACUGAAUAGGAGAAUACUUUUAAUCAUUUUUAUAAACCGGGAAACGAACAAUAAGUUUAUCAAACAUUCCAUUUAAUAUUAUUUAUGACUACGAAGGAUAGUAAACCCCAAGUUUUCGAAAAUUUAUAAGCCACAUAUUAUCUUGAUUUCAGGAAUAUAUAGAAUCAGUUUAUUUCAAGUUUCUUUCCUGAAUGCGCUUAUCUCAUUGCCAUUGCAAUCGUAUGAAAAUGGAAGCUUAUUAAAAAAUAUACCUUUUCAAGUAAAGUUACAAUGUGAUCAAAUGAACUUUAUUUUUAAGCAUCAAUAUUGACAAUAAUUUAUGCAUUGUAUCAAAACAUAACCAUUCCAAAUCGAAUGUUCGCAAACAUAAAGUUAAUAAAUGCAUACAACGAUGAUUUGAAAUAUACACGAAUUAUGAAACGUCAUCCGAUUUGUGUACCCCUUUGGGAGAACAAGAUAAUAACAUAAAAUAUGCACAUUGGUUCAAAUUAAAAAAAAAAACACCCAACCGAGGAAGAAUUAAAAAAAGUUUGGUUGAGUUUUGUUUUCUCCUCUGGAGUUAGUUUGAAAAGAAAAAAUAAAUAAAACAGUUUGAACCAAUUCCAAGCAAUGAACCAAUACACGUAAAAGCUCAAUUGUCAUGGACACAACAACCUAACGUUUUUAUACUUCACAAAAAUUCUAUUUAAUUCUUUUAUUUCUAUGAAAGCUUGUUAAAUAAUCUAUCAGCUGAGUAUUUCUUAGAUAAUACUAUAAAUAUUCAACCCAUAGAUAUGCAAAGUUCUUUUUUGAGAAAAUUCAAACACUAAACAUACCUAGAUAUUCACUUUAUUUGUAGAAAAAUCCAUAGAUAUUUACCAAUAGUUUAAGCUACAUUAGGAUCGCUCCAACCGACACAAAACUAUGAAAUACACUAUAUGAUUGCGGACAUGAAACAUAUUCCUCCACCUAUUAGAGAAUAAUGAAAAUAAACGUGAAUAUAACAAGUGGAUCAAAUUGAAAGCAACAUUUUUUCUUUCGUUCCAUGGACUAUUAAUUGUUCAGCAACAUAUAUUUUAAAAAUAGCAGCGGUACCACACGAAUAUUUAUCAGAUGAAUUGAAUUAUUGACAUGACAGUUAUAUACAAAAAUAAAUAUAGCUUAGAAUAUUAUAAUGAAACAAAUAAAAGCUAGAUAAACA